AUGGCCUCCCCCGACAAACUCCCCUUGAUCCGGCUCCCUGAACCAUACAAAACAACCUACCGACUCCAAGUCGUCUCCGUCCAGCACGGAACGCGCAAGUUGCAACUUCGCCGGUCCCCGCGCGUGGACGACGGCCUCCCACCACCCGAACCCCUCCACCGCGACUCGCUGCACUUCACUGACCUCCGCGAACCCGAUCCGUUCACAACACCGCCCGACGGGAACAACUCGGCAUGGGCGCGCGCGCAACGAAGCCCAGUGACAUACUGGAACUGGGAAGGGAAGGAGCCGCCGACUGUCGCGCAGAUCUGGAAAGUCCUCUAUGCGCUCCUGACGCUGCGCACCGAGUUUGAGAUCUUCCGUGCCGUCCUCUCGGGUACGGGGAGGGAGUUGCUAGCGAGCGAGUUACAGGCUGUUGGGCUGGCGACUGUUCAUCUGAGCCCUUCUCCGCCGGGCCUCCCGAUCCCUCGGACUGCGAGCCCCGAGCUGGUGAUCUACCGCAGCACAUUCUGGCAAGGCGCCGGUUCGCCUUUCGGGUCGCGGCCAGUAUGGGUGUGCGAUCCGGAUAUCUACACCCACCUCCGAAAGCCAUUGACGGCGUUUCCCGUCCAUCCGGUGCAGCAUACGUUGACGACCGAGUCUUCUGGCGGCGUGCGCGUUCACGCCCUCCACCCCAUACGCCCUCGCAAACCGACGCCCGGGUCGAAGAUGUAUAGCCGCUACAUACCCCAGCUAGACGAGUUCUUCUCACUCUGGGCCCUGGAUUACCGGGACGACGAACACCUCCGCCUCUUCCACACGUGGCAGAACGACCCUCGCGUCGCGAAAGGAUGGAAUGAGACGGGCACACUCCAGCAACAUCGGGAGUAUCUCCGCAAAGUCGAAGAAGAUCCACACCAGAUCGCCGUCCUCGCCAAAUUCAACAACACCUUCUUCUCCUACCACCAGAUCUACUGGGCCAAGGAAAACGGCAUAGGCGCCCACUACGCCGCCGACGACUUCGACCGCGGCCGCCACUCGCUCGUCGGCGACGUGCGCUUCCGCGGCCAGCACCGCGUCAUGGUCUGGUGGUGCAGCAUCAUGCACUACAUGUUCCUGGACGAGCCGCGGACGCGGUAUAUUGUCGGCGAGCCCGAGUUCACGAACCUGACGGUCCUGGCGUACGAUCACGCGACGGGGUUCAGUCUCGAGAAGCUGAUUGAUCUCCCGCGCAAGCGCUCGGCGCUGGUCAGGUGUAGUCGGGAGAAAUUCUUCCACAUCUCGCCGUUUCGGUUUGACGGCCAGGAGAACCUUGAACGGGAUCCGUAUCGGGCGUUGAAGUUGUAG
Molecule: messenger RNA, 1326 nt
Organism: Aspergillus mulundensis
Lineage: Eukaryota; Fungi; Ascomycota; Eurotiomycetes; Eurotiales; Aspergillaceae
Product: GNAT family N-acetyltransferase
Exons: 2
Coding region: 1-1326 (441 amino acids)
Biological process (GO): siderophore biosynthetic process
Source: RefSeq, a predicted model, not a curated record